AGCAGAAGAAAGAGACCCCAAUUGAGGAAUUAAGCCAUUUUGUAUGCAUGAAAAGGUUGAAGUGUCGCUGCCUCUGCAGCCUACAGUCCCCCAUUGCACUCCCUCUUCCCACUGAAAAAGCUUAGAAUAGGUCCCUUUUGACGAAUUUGACUCCAGCCAGGCCUUUUUUUUGGGAUGUGAGAUUUUCAUUUUCCCCCUUCCAUCUCCUCAGUGAUCAGUCCCUUUUCUCCCCAUGGGAAUUCAAGAACCCUAAAUCCCCAGAAAUGAAAAAGCUGAUCUGUCUCUUUUCUUGAUUCAGAAUUUUUUCCCCAACAGUACCUACUGGAUUCGCCUCUCUACUGGGUCGUUUCCCAACGCCAGGUACCACUCCUAGUCUCGUCUCUUUCUCUUUUAAUUUCCUUUUCCUUCUCCUCCUCAUCAUCAUCAUCAUCAUCAUCGAUUUCAAUUUCCCACUCCCAUUGAGAUUUGCUCUUAAUUUCUUUCUGAUCUCAAAUGAUGCAAUUCUCUGAAACUUCACUGCACCAAAUAACGCCAUUGAUGUCGAAUCCCGCCAUGAACAAAAACCAAAUCAGUUCUAGCAGAGCUUGGCCUGGUUUUCCCACAUCGUCCAAGGCCUUGGGGAGCUUCGGCGACGCCAAUGGUAUGGAACAGUUACUCUUACACUGCGCGGACGCCAUCGAAAGCAACGACGCCACUCUCGCCCAGCAAAUCUUGUGGGUCCUCAAUAACAUCGCUACGCCCGACGGCGAUUCCAACCAGCGCCUCACCUGCGCCUUCCUCCGCGCCCUCGUCGCCUGCGCCGCCCAGCGCGGCACCUGCAAAAUGAUUACCGCCGCCAUGGCCAACGCCUACACCACCUUCUCCUUCUCCCCCCACAGAUUCUCCAUCAUCGAGCUCGCCGCCUACGUCGACCUCACCCCCUGGCACCGCUUCGGGUUCACCGCCGCCAACGCCGCCAUUCUAAACGCCGUGGAAGGCUUCUCCGCCGUCCACAUAAUCGAUCUCAGCUCCACCCAUUGCAUGCAAAUCCCCACUCUGAUCGACGCCAUCGCGAACCGCCCCGAAGGGCCUCCCCUGAUAAGACUAACCGUCGCAGGCGUCGCGGGCGCCGCCGGCGCCGACGAAGCCGUCCCUCCCCUGCUCGACCUCUCCUACGAGGAAUUGGGGUCGAGGCUGGUAAACUUCGCGAGGUCGCGAAACGUGACGAUGGAGUUUCAGGUGAUUCCGUCGAGUUCUUCAAAUGGGUUCUCCUCUCUAAUCGAUCAUCUCCGAAUCGAACAUCUGGUAUACGACGACAACGAGGCUCUGGUCAUAAACUGUCACAUGAUGCUUCACUGCAUUCCAGAACAGAUCAACAUAAGCCCCAAUCUCUGUCCUCCUCCUCCUUCAUCGCCGCCGCGGACGGUGUUUCUGGAGGGGGUUCGGAGCUUAGAGCCGAGAAUUAUGGUGGUGGUGGACGAAGAUGUGGACUUCACCUCUAACAAUUUGAUGGGCAGAUUAAGGGCGGCGUAUAAUUACAUGUGGAUACCCUAUGACACAGUGGAGACGUUUCCGGGGAGGGGGAGGAAGCAGAGGCAGUGGUACGAGGCGGACGUGGGGUGGAAGAUAGAGAAUGUGGUGGCUCAGGGGGGGUGGCGGAGAGUGGAGCGGCAGGAGCCGAGGCAGCGGUGGGUGGAGAGGAUGACGGGGGCGGGGUUUGGGAGCCUGGGGUUUGGGGAAGAAGGAGUGUCGGAGGUGAAGAGCAUGCUGGAUGAGCACGCUGCAGGGUGGGGAUUGAAGAAGGAGGAAGACGAUCUUGUGCUCACCUGGAAAGGACACAAUGUGGUGUUCGCCACUGCUUGGAAAAUAUGCCCUGUGACCCAAAAUGAACAGCUCUCUGCGCCCAGUCCCUGUUUCAGACUAACAUUCCAACAUUCAGCCUUGAAUCUCUCUCUCUCUCUCUCUCCCGUGCUGCUUUGCCUUUAUCUCUUGUGGGGGCGCACGUGCUGACAGUUUGGGCCUGGAAGAUAUGGUCAUCGAAGGAGCAGGAGGGCCGUCAAACUGAUUUGGCCGAUGGACCCUACUACUUCUUUGCCGGCCCAGCUCGGCAACUCAGGCAGCAUACGGCCACAUACACCCUGUUCAAGCCGUUAGAUUUUGAAUCUAACGGUCAUCAACGGUGUGAAGAUGUUUUACACCAAUAGAGUCAAAAUAAAAGAUUAUGUAAAAUAUGACAAAAAAAUAUGAUUUAUUUUAUUUUCCCAUUUUAGUUAACAUGUAAUAAAAUUGAUAGUUACAAAAUAAACCACAUUAAUAAUGAUGAGCUAUAAAGUUGUUUGGAACUA
Molecule: messenger RNA, 2324 nt
Organism: Malania oleifera
Lineage: Eukaryota; Viridiplantae; Streptophyta; Magnoliopsida; Santalales; Ximeniaceae
Product: scarecrow-like protein 32
Exons: 2
Coding region: 493-1989 (498 amino acids)
Biological process (GO): regulation of DNA-templated transcription
Cellular component (GO): nucleus
Molecular function (GO): sequence-specific DNA binding; DNA-binding transcription factor activity
Source: RefSeq, a predicted model, not a curated record